AUGGAUCAUCUUUUCCGGCGGCGAUUUGCCAAAGGCAAACCGAUAAAGGCCGACCAAGUCGAGCCAAAGGAAGCCGAAAGUGUCUCGAAAGCUGAUCCAAGAGCUUCGUUAACGAUGACGGCUACCAAGGAGCAGGAGCCGGCCGGGGGCACUGAGACUGGCAGCAUACCGGGAACCUCCUCCCCCGGCCUCGCUCAGAAGCCCCGUGCUCGUGCCGACAGAGUGAUCAGCGGUGGGCUUUGCAAAGCUCGCCGAACCAAGACUAGGUUCCUUCCGAAGUCCGUCCCGCUCUGGGUGGUACCUGAGCAGAAGAGGGACAAGAAAGAGACAGAAGGCGAGCUUUGCAAAGCCCGCCGAACCACGCCUAGGUUCCUCCCGAAGUCCGUCCCGCUCUCGGCGGCACCCCAGGAAAAGAAAGACAAGAAGGAGAGCGAAACGGGGGGAGAAGAAGAGCAGAAGGAAAGAGAGGAAAUCGAAGACCGAUUUGAAAGAAAAGAAGAAGGCAGAGGAGAACUGCUAAAUGAUCAUUCUUCACCUCUCCGCAUCCCAGCCGCAAGGCACUGGCUGGUUUCAGGAUGA
Molecule: messenger RNA, 579 nt
Organism: Clonostachys rhizophaga
Lineage: Eukaryota; Fungi; Ascomycota; Sordariomycetes; Hypocreales; Bionectriaceae
Source: the annotation of a GenBank genome assembly